GGCGGCACGGGUGCUGUUUCUCCAGUCUCUUUCCCCUGUCUUUGUCUCACACACUCUUUUGUUAGCCAUGCCUAGCCUGCUGGUUCUAGCAGGGAUCAUGGAGAAAAAUGGGGGCUACGGCAGGGAUCUGGCCGGCUCCGGCUUCGGAAGCGAGGGUCUCCUUGUGCCGCCCGACGAGGAGGAAGACGACUCCCGUGCCCUCAGGGUCGCGCUGGGCCAGCUGUCUCUGCUGGGGCUCGGGGAAGGCGAGGACGGCGGCGGAGCCCCAACAACAGGAGUACAGGACCGGAGCAACAAUAACAACAACCACCACAACCACACGAACAGCGUCGGCGGCGGGGACACGGCGAUUCUGCAAGGCAAGAGCAAGUUGUGCGCCCUGUACGAGAGCUCCUCAAGUGAGACGAAAGGACGAGGCUGCAACAUAACAGAAUGCGUCCCAGUGCCCAGCUCUGAACAUGUGGCCGAGAUAGUGGGGAGACAAGGUUGCAAGAUCAAAGCCUUGCGGGCCAAGACCAACACCUACAUCAAAACCCCCGUCAGAGGAGAGGAACCUGUGUUCUUAAUCACUGGCCGCAAGGAGGACGUUGCUCUGGCCCGUCGUGAAAUCAUCUCUGCUGCAGAGCACUUCUCCAUGCUGCGGGCGUCCCGCAACAAGCUGGGAGUGUCUUUUAGCGGCUCCCCGCCCACACCUUUGCCAGGUCAGACCACCAUUCAGGUGAGAGUGCCAUACCGUGUUGUCGGGCUGGUGGUGGGGCCUAAAGGCUCCACCAUAAAACGCAUCCAGCAGCAGACCUGCACUUACAUUGUCACUCCGAGUCGAGACCGCGACCCGGUCUUUGAGAUCACAGGCUCCCCGAGUAACGCCGAGCGGGCCCGCGAGGAGAUCGAAGCACAUAUCGCCUUUCGAACGGGAGGCCUGCACGACCACAACAACGAGAAUGACUGUCUGGGCCCGAAUGGUGGGAGCAGCCCGGCGGGCAGCAGCGGUGGUCUGGAGAGCCGGCUACAGCAGGUGUGGGGGCUGCAGGGGGGCCAGCGCAAGCCACUCACCAGCAGCUACCGCCAAAACUUCUCAGAUGCCAUGGUUGGAGGAGGGGGAGGAGGUAGCGAGGGAGGGGGGAUCUACAACAAAGGCAACUUCUCCAGCUCUGGAGAGAAGCCCUGCUCUUAUUUUGGAUCUGACGGUACCCAGAGCUGGGGUGACCCCGACUACCCCAAACAGGUGGCCUUCUACGCCCAGCAGCGCUCCAAAAGCUUCGGAGGCCUCCCGCUGCCCCUAACCAGACUCUCCCCUGGCUUACCCGAGUCCUGUGGAGGCGGAACCACCAACAACUCUUCAGUCACCAGCAUUGUGCCCAUAUCCGGCUCACCUCACGCCCAGGCCCGCCGCGCCCACAGCGAGCCCACCUCAGCCGGCGAAGGCUUUCCAGGCCGUCUGCCAGUGCCGGACUCGCCGCCGGCCACUGUGCGGGACUGCAUGACCUGCUUUGAGAGCAAAGUGACGGCUGCCUUGGUGCCCUGUGGCCACAACCUCUUCUGCAUGGAGUGUGCCAUCCGAAUCUGUGAGCUCAACCACCCGGAGUGCCCAGUGUGCCACACCCAGGUCACACAGGCCAUCCGGAUAUUCUCUUAAGGAACCAUUUCAGUUUUUAUCAUUAGUUUUGUCAGU
Molecule: messenger RNA, 1672 nt
Organism: Pundamilia nyererei
Lineage: Eukaryota; Metazoa; Chordata; Actinopteri; Cichliformes; Cichlidae
Gene: mex3a
Product: mex-3 RNA binding family member A
Exons: 2
Coding region: 68-1636 (522 amino acids)
Molecular function (GO): RNA binding
Source: RefSeq, a predicted model, not a curated record